GAAUCAGGAUUGUCACGACAAGUAUCAGUCCCAUCAACUACUUCCAGGGUGUGUUUAUGUUUAUGUCUACAGGUUACAUAUGUAUAUCCGCUGCCCCUGGCACGGGGCUUCUGCCGGAUGAUGGCACAACUAUUUGGCCAAGCCGAUCAGCAGAGCUGCCGAUCCGGUGCAUCGCUUGGAUUGGGUCUAGAAGUUGAUGUUGGUGGAGCAGCCUGAUCUGCUGUUUUGAUCAAUCGAUGCUGUAAUCAGAUCGGCACCAUUCUUCCUGCGUGUCGAUAAGAGAUGCAAGCACACAUGUUGCGUUAUCCCCCUCUCCUCAAGGAUGCCCACUCUCAGUGAUCCAAAAACGGCUGACAUCGUCGUCAUGAUCGAUGACGUGCCCGCUGGUGUUCACCGUCAUGCUCGUGGUGACCUUGAGAGAAGAUUACUGAGAAAGCUUGAUUUGCGUAUGUCCAUAAUACUGAUUUUAUAUACCUUGAACUUCAUUGACAGGACCAAUAUUAGCAACGCUCGGUUGCAAGGUUUUGAGAAAGACCUGCACCUCCAUGGGGAACAAUAUGCCACAAGUUUGUCCAUCCUAUUUGUUGGAUACAUCACAAUGCAAGUGCCAGGGAAUAUGUUCCUACACUGGCUGGAAAAGCCUUCUGUCAUGCUUCCGUGUUGUAUGUUAGCAUGGGGUACAAUAUCAGUAUUGUCAGGGAUCACAACGAAUUAUACUGGGAUUGUUGUCGCCCGCUUCUUUCUUGGCCUUGCCGAAGCUCCCUUCUUUCCCGGUGUCAUAUUUCUUGUAUCUAAAUGGUACAAGCGAGACGAGGUCGCCUUGAGAAUAGCUCUCGUUUCUUGUGGAAUUUUUCUCAGCUCUGCAUUCGGAUCGCUGCUUGCAUCUGGUAUACUUCACGGCAUGCAGGACAAACUUGGUCAAGCUGCAUGGAGAUGGUUAUUUUACAUUGAAGGCGGCAUCACCAUCUCGGUUGCGAUUUGCGCGAUGUUCAUACUCCCUGAUUUCCCGUACAACACCAGGUGGUUCACCCCGGAGGAAAAAGAACUUGCUAUAUCUCGCCUUGCAGAAGAUGGCCACGAUAAUGCUGACGAACUUGGAAAGCAGACGGCCAUGCAAGGACUGCGGGAUGCCGUGUCUGACUGGAAGGUGUGGUUGUUUUCAGUUGCAGCUAUGUUCCAGGUAGUGGGGCAGUCUUUCGUCGGUUACUUCCCAACGCUGUGCGCGACACUGGGAUAUGACACGACUGUAACGCUGUUGCUUUGCGCUCCUCCGUGGGUGUUCGGGGGUAUGAUCGCAUUUUCUCUUGCAUGGUACUCUGACAAAAAGCAGAAACGUUACAAAUGCUUCAUGGUCUCCAAUGCACUCUGCGUCCUUGCAUUCACCAUAUCGAUAUUUACGAUGAACAAGGCUGCGCGCUAUAUUUCACUGUUCCUGAUGACUCAAGUCGUCGGUGGAUACUUGGUGCUCUUAGGGUGGAUCAGCAACACUUUCGCCAGAGAACCUGCGAAGCGCGCCGUUGCUAUUGCUCUGAUGAACACACUGGGGCAGACAGGCAAUGUGAUUGGAUCGUACGCAUGGUCGUCGAACUGGGGCCCGACAUAUCGUUAUUCCUAUGCCAUCUGCAUUGCUACACUUGGAGUGUCGACAUGCAUGUUUGGUGGUAUGUAUUUGUAUUUGAAGCAUUUGAAUGAGCAGAUUGAGAGGAACGAACGGGACGUAAAGGAUAUCAAUGAGCUUCGGCACCCGAUCGGUUUUAGAUAUCUGGUGUAGUUGAAGAAGAUUGCUGAGACUCUGACAGUAACAUCGGAUGGUUGUUUACCCGUUCAGAGGAGAGUCAGACCUCUGAGUCUUGUUCUUCGCAUUAAUAUUGAUAAGACAACAUGGAGACAAUGGAUAGGAUGGCAACCCCCUCAAAGCCAUUCGCAUCUGCAAAUAAGAAUGUUCAUUCGCUUCCUGAGCUCGUACGUUCAACUCAAGUCCCC
Messenger RNA from Suillus plorans, 1983 nucleotides. RefSeq names its product major facilitator superfamily domain-containing protein. Gene Ontology annotation, molecular function: transmembrane transporter activity. Gene Ontology annotation, cellular component: membrane. Gene Ontology annotation, biological process: transmembrane transport. The transcript is spliced from 13 exons. The record is from RefSeq and is a predicted model, not a curated record. The coding region runs from base 323 to 1771 and encodes 482 amino acids. Lineage: Eukaryota; Fungi; Basidiomycota; Agaricomycetes; Boletales; Suillaceae.